CAGCGUGCAGCCACGCCUCCUUCUCCCUCUCCCUCCUAGAGGCACCGACAGCUGAUCGCAAAGACACCACCGCAAUUCACCGGAUCUCCGUGAUGGCGUCUGAGGAGCUCGCGCGGAAACUGCAGCGCAGGCUGGAUGCCACGGAGAGCCCGGCGGAGAGCCCGGCGAUCAGCCCGGCAAUGAGCCCGUGGAUGAGUCCGGCGAGCAGCCCGGCGAGGUGCGUCACCGAGCCGCGGCGCGAGGGCGAGAGCAAGGACGCGGCCGCCUCUAACGGGGACUCGUGCUCGAACGAACUUGCGGAGAAGCUCAACCGCAGGUUAGAGAUCGACGGAGGCGGCGCGAGGCCCAGACAGAUGAUGAAGGUGUUCAACCCGUACACCGAAUUCAAAGAGUUCACGCGCAAACAGAUCAAACAGAUGGAGGAGAUGUUUAAGAGAUUCGACUCGGGUAAGGACGGCUACAUCGAUCUGAUGGAGCUGAAGAUGAUGAUGGAGAAGCUCGGUGCUCCUCAGACUCACAUCGGCCUGAAGAACAUGAUCCGUGAGGUGGACGAAGACUAUGACGGCAAGCUCAGCUAUCGAGAGUUUCUCCUGAUCUUUAGGAGAGCCGCGGCAGGGGAGCUGCAGGAUGAUGACCCUCUUAUGGCACUGGCUCGUCUCUCAGAGAUCAAUGUGUCCAAUGAAGGCGUGAAGGGAGCAUGUGACUUCUUUGAGGCCAAGGCUCAGGUGCUGUCAGUACGUAGUAAGUUUGAGGCAGAACUCCGGGAGGAAAAAGAGGAGAAGCAGAGGAUGGAGGAGGAGAGGAAACAACGACGGGCUGCUUUUAAAGAGCUGCAAUCUGCGUUCUGCUCCUGAACGCACACACGCGCACACACGCACACACACACAGUGUACCUCCUACUGAUGAAUACAGAAGCACAGCUGUAAAGCCUCACUGUAACAGUAGCUAAAGUAGCUCACACAUUCACACGCUCACACACACACACACACACACACACACACACACUCACACUCACUCACAGCUUUAACCGUGUGUGCUUCCUAUUUUACUCCGACUAGCUCUAUUUUUUGAAAGAAUGUUUAAGAGAAUACUUUAGUAAAUAACACUAACGAAUAAUAAAUACAUAAAUAAAUAUAUACACAGAGAUGUAAAUUAUGAAUAUUUAAGUGAGCUGCAUGAUGAACGACAUGACAUCAGGUUUAGAAAUGAAGGGAAAUUUGUGGUCACUAUGAUUUUUUUAAUUUUUUUUUUUUCAGAAUUUUUUUAAAAUCAUCUUUCUUAUUGUAACUUAUUUUUUAAUCUUAAUUUUAAUGUGCUUUUUUACAUUAGCAUAUGUGUCGAAUUCCAUUAAUAAUAAAUAUAAUAAUAUAAAUGCA
This is a messenger RNA of Tachysurus vachellii, 1376 nucleotides long. It is a transcript of the gene efhd1, whose product is annotated as EF-hand domain family, member D1. NCBI's taxonomy places the organism in Eukaryota, Metazoa, Chordata, Actinopteri, Siluriformes, Bagridae. The transcript has 4 exons. Gene Ontology annotation, molecular function: calcium ion binding. The coding region runs from base 93 to 854 and encodes 253 amino acids. The record is from RefSeq and is a predicted model, not a curated record.